Spea bombifrons (plains spadefoot toad) is the source of this 1365-nucleotide messenger RNA. RefSeq names its product solute carrier family 25 member 18 (gene SLC25A18). Gene Ontology annotation, biological process: aspartate transmembrane transport; L-glutamate transmembrane transport; malate-aspartate shuttle. Bases 380 to 1318 code for a protein of 312 amino acids. The transcript is spliced from 10 exons. Gene Ontology annotation, molecular function: L-glutamate transmembrane transporter activity; L-aspartate transmembrane transporter activity. NCBI's taxonomy places the organism in Eukaryota, Metazoa, Chordata, Amphibia, Anura, Pelobatidae. The record is from RefSeq and is a predicted model, not a curated record.
CCCUGCGUUGAGGGGAAUCCUACAUCAAAAGAGAGGACCGGGGACGGUUAAUCUAUAGGGAAGCUCCUGGGUGAAUGCUAUAGGUUCCCAUACCUGCCAGCCACCUAUAGAAUUCGAUUCUUGGUUUGGAAUAUCGCUUUAUUACCCUAAAGAUUUCGGGCAACUUUUUCCAGCUCAAGGAAAACCGAGGCAGAGGAAAUUCCUGUUUUCUGCCCCAAAAUCUUCCAUUCCCGUUACUAAUAGCGCCGCGGUGUUUGGUCGCUGGAUCGAGAAGAGAAGAUUGUCCUUGAUAAUCUGUGGAAAGUGACCGCUUCGGAGCAGAGACCCCCCCUUCAUCUUCUGACCCCAGAUCAUCGUCCGCGGCUCGCGGGACGCAACCAUGCCUGAGAAAAUCAGCUUGCCGGCCAAAUUAAUUAAUGGCGGAGUGGCUGGGCUGGUGGGGGUCACCUGUGUCUUCCCUAUCGACCUCGCGAAGACCAGGCUACAGAACCAGCAGGGACGGAGUAUCUACACCGGGAUGUUUGAUUGCUUGAUAAAGACCAUUCGCUCCGAAGGAUUUUUCGGCAUGUACCGAGGGGCAGCUGUCAAUCUUACCCUCGUCACCCCUGAGAAAGCCAUCAAACUGGCAGCAAAUGAUUUCUUCCGGAACAGGCUGACUCAGGACGGGAAGGAGCUCACCUUGGUCAGGGAGAUGCUGGCCGGGUGCGGGGCCGGGACCUGCCAGGUGAUCGUGACGUCCCCCAUGGAGAUGCUGAAGAUCCAGCUGCAGGACGCUGGGCGUUUAGCCACGCAGAAGGCCAUAUCUGUGGAUGGAGCUACAGCAGUCCCCCACCAAACCGCUGCCACCGCCACACAGAAGCCCUCCGCUCUGCUCAUCACCAAGGAGCUCCUACGUACCCAGGGCAUCUCUGGGGUAUACAAGGGCCUCGGGGCCACGCUGCUCAGGGACGUCCCGUUCUCGAUCAUCUAUUUUCCGCUUUUUGCGAACGUCAACAAGCUGGGAGUACGGUCGUCUCAAGAAAAAGCUCCUUUCUACCACUCAUUCCUGGCCGGUUGCUUUGCGGGGUCUGUGGCUGCCGUCGCCGUGACGCCACUUGACGUUCUGAAGACGCGGAUUCAGACCCUGAAGAAGGGCAUCGGAGAGGAGACCUACAAUGGAAUCACGGACUGUGCCAGGAAGAUUUGGGUUAACGAGGGUCCCUCGGCAUUCAUGAAGGGGGCUGUCUGCAGAGCGCUGGUCAUCGCGCCUCUCUUUGGGAUCGCUCAGGUGGUAUAUUUUAUCGGCAUCGGCGAAUAUAUCCUUGGAUAUUUCAACUAAAUUCCAGGCAAAUCCACACAAAAAAAGGAUUUCCACGCGAAAAAUAA